ACGUAAUUUCUUUGCAUUGGCUUUUUGUUUCUUAUAAAUACAGAAAUUACUAUAAAACAUUUGAUUAGAAUCAUAUUUGACUUUCUUCAGUUGACAAGCGCAAGCCGAUCGGGGAAUUUGAGAGGAAUCACAGAAAUAACAACAACAAUGAUGAAAUGUCUUCUUCCCCUAACUGUAAUAAUUUUGCUGGUGCGGGUGGAUGAUCUAGUUGCCGAUGUUGCGGAACUGAAUUCGAGAUAUCAACAACCUGCCGUUGUCAUAGAUAUUCCGGACUUUACGGCCACGACAUCAGAACACAAUGGCUAUGAUUAUUCACCGCCUUCGUUACGUUUGGAAUUGCCAAUUCGUAAGCCGAACAGCAAUAAGCUGUCAUCGAAUAGUUACAGCUACGCUCCACCCGAGGCGGAUACCACCACUUUGUAUAUACCUCCUGCCAGUACUGAUCAAACAGCUACCGUCGAUGAGGUGAAACCAAUGCCAGUACCAAUGUUUUUAAUUAAUACUCAAAAACCGUUAACUGCUGCACAACAACACCAUCAAUUUAAACAAGAACAAGAAUCACAACAUCAAACACAACAACAACAACAGCCGCUGCUAACAUCUUCUUCAUUCAACGACAAUGCAUUCUUGAAUUCCAUACCCCAAGGUCCAAUUAAGUAUAAUGCGAAUUAUGAAUCGCCGCUUAUGCCAUUUAUGCCAAUGCGAUUACACACAAACAUAUUCCUGAAUAAUAUUUUCAUACCACCGGCAACGGCAAGUGUCUACGACAGAACCGGUCACUUGGAAUCAGAUGGUUAUCAUUAUUAAAACAAUUAACGACAAUGG
Messenger RNA from Musca domestica (house fly), 825 nucleotides. RefSeq lists its product as uncharacterized. Bases 148 to 807 code for a protein of 219 amino acids. The transcript has 2 exons. The record is from RefSeq and is a predicted model, not a curated record. Lineage: Eukaryota; Metazoa; Arthropoda; Insecta; Diptera; Muscidae.